Mastomys coucha (southern multimammate mouse) is the source of this 2119-nucleotide messenger RNA. RefSeq names its product butyrophilin like 10 (gene Btnl10). Gene Ontology annotation, cellular component: external side of plasma membrane. Lineage: Eukaryota; Metazoa; Chordata; Mammalia; Rodentia; Muridae. The record is from RefSeq and is a predicted model, not a curated record. Gene Ontology annotation, molecular function: signaling receptor binding. The transcript has 6 exons. Bases 217 to 1698 code for a protein of 493 amino acids. Gene Ontology annotation, biological process: regulation of cytokine production; T cell receptor signaling pathway.
CUAAAGGUAAGAGUUGGUUAUUUUCUGAUGGCAGUAACCAGACUCAACAGAAGCUGGCGAACUUGUCUAUUCUUCAGUUUCUAGGCUCCCCUCUCGUAUCUCCAAGGGGGGUGGGGGACAGGCUCAAUCACUUGGAUUGUCCCCUGCCUAUCUGAAGUUCUCGGGGGAACGAAGCCAAUCCUCUCAAAGUCAUCAGAACCCAGCUGGCUGGGAGAUAUGGCAAGGGCACACCAUAGAGAUGCAACUCUGCCAAGCAUCUUGGUUGGCUUCAUCUUCCUGCAACUCCUGACUUCUGGGAACGGAAAAUCAGAUUUCCAAGUCCUUGGACCUCCUGACCCACUUCUGGCUAUAGUUGGGCAAGACAAAGAGUUGCCCUGCAAACUAUCACUCAACAUCAGCGCUGAAGGCAUGGAGCUGAGGUGGUACAGGGACAAGCCCUCACCAGCUGUGCAUGUGUACAAGAAUGGGGAGGAUGUGUACGAUGAGCAGAUGACAGAAUAUAAGGGAAGGACCUCGUUCAAUGGCAACCAUAUGACCAGGGGAGAGGCCGCUGUGAAGAUACACAAUGUCACCGUGUUCGACAACGGGACUUAUCACUGUGUCUUCAAAGAGUACACAUCCCACAGCCAGGCCACCCUGUGGCUGAAGGUGGCAGGACAGGGCUCAUCCCCCAGAAUCCGUGUGACAGAUACCCAGGACAAAGGCAUCCGAGCCGAGUGCACCUCAGCAGGCUGGUACCCCGAGCCCGAGGUGGAGUGGCAGGACCUCAAAGGACAAGCAGUGCCUGCUGAGACUCACUUCUCAGUUACAGCCAGCACUGGCCUCUUGUCUGUGCUAUCCAUUGUGACACCCCAGGACAGGGCUGUGGGGGGCCUGACUUGCUCCAUCUCCAAUCCCCUCCUCCCCGAGAAGGUGACGGAGACUUACCUGCUUGCCUCCCUGUCCAGAAGGCCUCUGUCCACGGAAAGCGGACCAGCUCUGCCUUUGAUCCUCACAGCACUAGGGUUGGUCUCAGCAGCAAUAGCCUGUGCUUUUGGGAAGUGUCACAAAGAAGAGCAUAAAAGAGAUCAGGAAGAAGAGGACCCAGGAGUGCGUGAUGAGGCUGGGCUCUUCCAUGUGAGUCCUUCCCUGGACCCUGAAACCGCCAGUCCCAAACUCAUGGUGUCUGAGGAUCAGAAAAGUGUGAAGCGGCUGCUAUUUGACCAGGAAGUGUCCCCCAAUUCCAGGAGAUUUGACCAGGACCCCUGCAUCCUGGCUCAAGAGCGAUUUGAGGCAGGGAGGCAUUACUGGGAAGUGGAGGUUGGGCAUAGGAGGGCCUGGAUCCUGGGUGUGUGUUUGGAGAAUUUGGUGCGGGAAGGAAGGAUUCCCAAGUCACCCCCGCAUGGCCUCUGGGCACUAGAGUUUUACAAGAAGAAACUCCAAGCUCUCUCCUAUCCCAGGACUGGCCUGUCUCCUCCAGAGCCCCUCCGGCGGGUGGGCAUCUUCUUAGACUUUGAGGCAGGGGAAAUCUCCUUUUAUAAUUCAACCAAUGGCUCCCUGAUCUAUGUGUUCUCUGGGUUCUCCUUUUCUGGUCCCCUACAGCCAUUCUUCUGUCUCUGGACCCAUGACCCCAGGCCCCUAACCAUCUGCUCAGUGGUCAGAGAGACCAAAGAAGACACAGAAUCUUCUGGAGGUCCUGACCUCCCUGGGGACUCCUGAGAUGUCCUUAAGAGAGAAAAGCUCCUGCCUUCUUGUGCCUCCUAGCUCCUGGCACUAUUUAUCCCAUUCCUAUAUAAAAAUAUGAUGAGACACCAGGGGCUAGAUAGGCUUCCCCUGCCAAAUUUCUGUGCCGAAUGCUGACACCAUCCACCAGGGUCAGGGAGUUCUGAAGGUGUUGUCAUUUGAAGAUAAGACAUUGAAAAUGAUGUGGUUAAGGGGAGUCAUUGAUGUACCUUAACCUCACAGAUCUGGUAUUCUUAUAAGAGGGGAGAUUAGGACUUGGAGAGAUGCCACUCACUGCCAAGGAGACCAACAAUGCCCUGGUCUCAUAUUUGUAGCUCUGGGACUUAGAAAGUGGUUCCUGCCAAGUGAGAUUCCUGUGAAUCUCCUAUGUUGAGUUACUUUGUUAUGGCUGCCUUCU